Molecule: messenger RNA, 1431 nt
Organism: Astyanax mexicanus (Mexican tetra)
Lineage: Eukaryota; Metazoa; Chordata; Actinopteri; Characiformes; Acestrorhamphidae
Product: PHD and RING finger domain-containing protein 1-like
Exons: 5
Coding region: 7-828 (273 amino acids)
Source: RefSeq, a predicted model, not a curated record
GUACAGAUGGAGGAUUCACAGCCGGAGGGUCCGAGUCCGGACGGGGAUGGUUCUGGAUCUGGUUCUGUACAAUGUCUCAUCUGUUUAAACACCUUCAGUGGUCAGCCAGUGGCCACCCCCCAGCAGUGUGAUCACCACUACUGCUUCACCUGCAUCACUGAAUGGGCCAAGACAUCUACUUCCUGUCCGGUGGAUCGGCUGGAGUUUAAUGUUGUUUAUGGGAGGAGAGGAGUGGGAGGAGAUAUUAUUAAAACAGUGGAGGUGGAUCUUCCUCAGUGUUCAGUAUCAGGAGAAGAAGCUGCAGAAGAUCUGAGUGUGUGUGAGGAGUGCGGGAGGAGUGUGUGUGAGGAGUGCGGGAGGAGCGACCGGAGGAACCGGAUGUUGAUCUGCUCCGCCUGUGAUUCCAGAUUCCAUAUAGGCUGCCUGACUCCGCCCCUGAGCUCAGUGCCGGUUGGUGAUUGGUUGUGUCAGGACUGUGCUGAUGAGGGGCGUCUCUCUGAGGAGAGUGAUGAUGAUAUAAAUGAAGAUGAAAUAUCAGAUCUGUUAUCUGAAACCGUCCCGACGUCCCGCCGCCUCAGACCCUCCACCACCCAGCCGCCCCCCAUCCCGUCCCGCCACAGCACGAGGGUCCCACCGCGGAGCAGCACGAGGGUCCCAGCGCGGAGCAGCACGAGGGUCCCACCGCGGAGCAGCACGACUCUUCAGCAUGUGCCCAGAUACCUUCUGAAAUCAUCUCGUCCUGAUGAUGAAGACACCAGCACAAGCGCUCUUCUAUUAAACACUGCAGAAUCAGACCAGCCAAUCAGACGUAAGAAGAAGAGAAGAUGAAACUUAUAUUAAAUAUAUGAACUGUUUUCUCCUGUAUUAUAUCUGUAUUAUAUCUUUAAAAAGUUACUUUAUUUCAGUAAUUCAGUUCAAAAUGUGAAACUCAUAUUAUAUAGUUGUAUUAAACACAGAGUGAUCUAUUAAAGACGUUUAUUUCUCUUAUCGUUGAUGAUUAUGGAUUACAGCCAAUGAAAACCUAAAAAUCUGUGUUUUAAAAAAUUAGAAUAUUAUAUACUGUAAGACCAAUUGGUACUUUUGGGACAGUGUGGGCAGUGUGCCAAGUCCUGCUGGAAAAUGAAAUCUGCAUCUCCAUAAAAGUAGUUUUCAGCAGAGGGAAGCUGUAAGAUAUGAAGUGCUGUAAGAUUUUAUGGGAAAACAAAACUGCACUGACUUUAGACUUGAUAAUAAAACACAGUGGAUCAACACCAGCAGAUGACAGACAUGACUCUCCAAACCAUCACUGAUUGGUGGAAACUUCACUCUAGACCUCAAGCAGAUUUCAUUUUCUAGCAGGACUUGGCACACUGCCAACAGUACCAAUUGGUCUUAUAUAAUAAUAAUAUUUUUUUUGAGAUGGCCCCGUAUUAUACGUGUAUUAUAUCUGUA